Xenopus laevis (African clawed frog) is the source of this 2092-nucleotide messenger RNA. RefSeq names its product retinol dehydrogenase 8 S homeolog (gene rdh8.S). Bases 13 to 1020 code for a protein of 335 amino acids. The transcript has 6 exons. Gene Ontology annotation, cellular component: cytoplasm; cytosol. The record is from RefSeq and is a predicted model, not a curated record. Gene Ontology annotation, biological process: estrogen biosynthetic process; retinol metabolic process; lipid metabolic process. Lineage: Eukaryota; Metazoa; Chordata; Amphibia; Anura; Pipidae. Gene Ontology annotation, molecular function: estradiol 17-beta-dehydrogenase [NAD(P)+] activity; oxidoreductase activity; all-trans-retinol dehydrogenase (NAD+) activity.
UCACGUGGUUUUAUGUUAAUCUGGGAUCUCUGGCAGAAGCGCCUGGCAGUUCCCAGAGGACAAGGGACAAUGGCUGGUGACAGCAAGAAAACUGUCCUCGUAACUGGGUGCUCGUCGGGCAUUGGGCUUAAGAUUGCAGUUCAGCUGGCAAAGGACCCGCAAGAACGUUACUAUGUAAUAGCCACCAUGAGAGACCUGGGGAAGAGUGGCAAGCUGGAAGCAGAAGUGGGAGAGGCCCUCAACAAGACUCUGGUGAUCAGACAGUUGGAUGUGACCAAAGAAGACUCAGUCAAGAAAUGUCUGGAUGACCUUCCGGGUCAGAGAGUUGACAUUCUGGUGAACAAUGCGGGCGUGGGGCAGAUUGGACCUAUAGAGAGCUUUUCCAUGGAGGACAUGAGAAAGGUGUUUGAAACCAACUUUUUUGGGGUUGUGCAUCUGAUUAAAAAGGUCCUUCCUGGGAUGAAGAAGCGAGGGGGUGGCCAUAUUGUGGUAAUCAGCAGCAUCAUGGGACUUCAAGGGGUGAUAUUCAAUGAUAUUUAUGCUGCAUCCAAAUUCGCCAUUGAGGGAUUCUGCGAAUGUUUGGCCGUCCAGCUGUUAAAAUUUAACAUUUUUGUUUCCAUGAUAGAACCAGGCCCUGUGAACACUGAGUUUGAGAUGAAGUUGAUGGAAGAGGUGUCCCGCUCUGACUUCCCUGGUUCUGAUGCUGACACCAUACGCUACUUUAAAGACAUCUAUCUCCCUUCAGCUCAUGAGAUCUUCUCUAGCAUGGGGCAGACACCUGAGGCAGUGGCAAAGGCAACAGUUAAGGUGAUCGGAAUGCAACAGCCGGUGUUUCGUCAUCAAACCAAUGUUCUCUACACCCCUUUGACAGCCUUGAAGUAUGCUGACAACACUGGGAAUCUAUCAGUCCGGACCUUCUAUAACCUACUCUUCAACUACGGCACCCUCUUCCACUUAAGCCUCGGCUUCUUGAGGUGCAUCACCUGCAACUGCUUCCGUAGGAGGGUGAUGCCGGUGUGAAGAUGCCAUUGCACCAAAAGUGACCAGUUAGCACCUAUUUAUCAUGGUUUCCCUAAUGGCAAAAUUUGUCGUUUGAAGUUAUUUUCAUUACAGUUGAAACAAGGCAAGGUUGUCCUCUGCUCCCUCUCUGCAUAGAAGCCUUUUCCUCAGCACAUGAUGACAGAAAGAUGAUGAGAAUAAUCUUUUUAAAAUAUUGUGAAUCAUUUAAUACCCUUAACAAAAUGACUUACUAAAAACUAUUUAUGUUUCUUCUGGAGCAGGUUGCAGGUUUAUUUCCCAGCAUGCUAGCUUCUGCAACUAUUAGCGCCAACCUCAAUUCAUGCAGAAAUGUGCACUUGUGCUCAGUGUUCGAAGGCUGCACCAGGUGCAUCCCAGGAUUCAUUCCCUGGGGGAGUUCCUGCCCUUCUUGCUAGACCCACUAUUCAAUGAGCACAGGGCCAACUUCAAGAUAUAUACAGUGUAAAGGUGGCCAUACAUGGUCCAACAGACCGAGUCAGCAGCUUAUUAGCCUGUGUGUGGGGCCCUCCAACGGGCUUCCCUGAUCGAUAUCUGGCCUAGAGUCAGCCAGAUGUCAAUCAGGCAGAGCUAAAAACCUGUCAGAUUGGAGACUGCAUCUGUUCGUUGAUGCUGUCCUGCGAUCCGUCCACCCAUUAUGAUACGAUCAUUGAGCCCACGAAUGGAUCAGCCCGAUAUCGCCCACCUCAAGGUGGGCAUAUCUGGUAGAGAUCCGCUCAUAUGGCAAAUCAUCAAGCAAGCGGAUAUUUAUGUGUAUGGCCACCUACCCCUGUUUUUACAAAUUUCAUCUAAACCUUCAAAAUGUAAAAUGGAAGUAAAAAUGCUCAGAGUGCUCUUCUUGGCACUUCUUCUGCAGAGCAUCAUCACCAGAUUUUCCUUCUCACUAACUAAUGAACAGCAAUUGGUGCUGUUAUAUAAAAAACUGCUAAUAUUUGGAAAACUACAGAAGUGCUUAGAAGAGCGCAGAUAUAGAUAAUAUACAUUGUAUUUUAAUUACCUAGAGAUAAAUGAAUAUAUUCUUUGCACAUUAAAAGUAAUAAAAGACAAUGAUUUUUCA